UAUAUACCUUGUUCGUCUUUGCAAGAAUAACGUAUUGUCAUUAGUAUUAUGUCCCCUCUUUAUUUCUGCGGAUGACCUCUUGUGUUACACAAACUGCUUGUACGCAGAGAUAAAUGUAUACGUACUGGCCCAUGUCACAUUUAGUUACGUUACGAAUCAAACAACUGUCGGUUCAUAGUUUUCAAAGAAACAUAGAAUCCUUAUUUUUGAAAAAUAAUUUAUUUUUUUUAUUCUGUGUGUUUUAUUUAAAUUAAAAAUAUUUAAAUUAUUAUACGGCUGUUUUUGUUUAAAUUUUAUUUUAUUUAGCUAUUUUAUUUUUGAAAUUUAUCAACAAGUUCUGGGCCGAGAUGGAGGUACUUUAUCGGCCAGUACUUGUAGUUGUUAUUGGUCAAAGUGCAUGGAGAUGCAUUUUUAGUUUUUUAUUUUUAUCAUUAUUUACAAUUGCCAAGUGUCAAUUGGAUUUACCACCUUUAAAUAAUGACAGAUAUGAUGGAUACAAUAGAAAUUAUGGUGGUAGACAGCAUGAUCUUGAUUAUCGUAAUGUUUUAGCGAAAUUAGAUUUUUUGGGAACUGAAAAAUGUAGUGCAAAUGUGGCUGCUCAAUGGGCUUAUGAGACAAAUGUCAAUGAAGUGACUCAACUUCAAGCUUUGGAAGCACAACAGCAUUAUGCUAAUUUUCAAAAUCAAGCGUAUCAUUUAAUUUCAAAGUUGGAUCAAUACAAUCAGCGUGAACCACAAUUAAGAAGAAGACUUAAAUAUUUAUCAACUGUUGGUCCAGCUGCUCUACAGCCAGAUCAAUUAGACAGGUAUAACCGAGUCAUAAAUGACAUGCUUGCUAUUUAUAAUUCAGCAACAAUUUGUGCUCACAAUGAUCCAUUUAGAUGUGGACUACGUCUUUAUCCAGAUAUAUCACGGAUAAUGGCUAAAAGCCGUGAUUGGGAUGAAUUACAGUGGGUUUGGGUUGAAUGGCGUCGUCGAAGUGGCUCACAAAUUCGUGAAUUAUAUGGUCAAUUAAUUCACCUGAAUAACGACGUUGCGGAACAAAACAAUUUUACUGAUGCUGCUGAGUACUGGAUGUUUCCAUAUGAAACACCAAAAUUUGAUCAAGAAGUUGAUGAAGUAUGGGAAACAAUACGUCCACUUUAUGAAGAACUCCAUGCGUAUAUUAGAAAACGAUUGAGGGAUAUUUAUGGACCAGAAAAAAUUGGUGGACAUACACCACUGCCUGCUCAUAUACUUGGCAAUGUGUGGGCACAAUCAUGGACAAAUCUUUUGGACAUAACAACACCAUAUCCUGGAAAAUAUUACAUGGACGUUACAGAAGAAAUGCAAGCCCAGGGAUACACACCAAUAGACAUGUUUCGUGUAGCUGAAGAAUUUUAUUUGUCAUUAAAUCUAAGUGCAAUGCCACCAGAAUUUUGGGCUGGAAGUAUCAUUGGUGAACCUGGUGAUAGACCAUUUAUUUGUCAAGCUUCUGCUUGGGAUUUUUGCAAUCGUGUUGACUACAGAAUUAAAAUGUGUACCAAAGUUACAAUGAAAGAUUUAAUAACAGUUCAUCAUGAAAUGGCACAUAUACAAUAUUUUUUAAAAUACAGUGGACAACCACGUGAAUUUAGAGAUGGUGCUAAUCCAGGUUUUCAUGAAGCUGUUGGAGAAGCAAUUGCACUGAGUGUUGGUACACCAAAACAUUUACAAAAACUUGGUUUAGCAAAUAAAUAUAUUGAUGAACCACAAGCUGAUAUGAAUUAUUUAUUUUCAUUGGCUAUGGAAAAAUUAGUAUUAUUACCAUUUAGUAUUGCUGUUGAUAAAUGGAGAUGGGAUGUAUUUAGAGGUGUUGUUAAUCGUGAAGAAUAUAAUUGUCAUUGGCACAGAUUAAUGGAACAAUAUGCUGGUACAAAACCUCCAGUAUUACGUUCAGAAGAUGAUUUUGAUCCAGGUGCUAAAUAUCACAUACCUGCUAACGUUCCAUACAUUCGAAAUUUUGUUGCUGGUGUAUUGCAAUUCCAGUUGUAUCGAGGUCUGUGUCAAGUAGCAGGACAACGUUCUCCAAAUGAUCCACGACGUCCUCUUCAUCGUUGUGAUUUUUAUAAAAGUCCAGAGGCUGGUAAUUUACUUGGAAAAAUGAUGGAAAAAGGAUCAUCACAACCAUGGCAAGAGACACUUGAAGAAGCCAUUGGUGAAUUUAGAUUAGAUGGAAGUGCAAUGAGAGAAUUUUUCCGACCACUUGAAGAAUGGCUGAGAUCUGAAAAUUUAAGAACUGGUGAAAUUGUUGGAUGGUCAUAUGAUGGUGACUAUUGCAAACGAAGUAUUGAAACUGCUGGAUUACAAGUUUUUGGUAAUGGCUGGUAUAAUUCAGCAUUAUCAAUAAAAUCAUCAACAAUUUUAAUUGGUGUUUUUAUUAUUGUCAAUGGAUUUUUUUAUUUUUAAAUUAUAAUAUUAAUUGUCUAUCUUAGUUUAUAGAUCGUUGAUGAUAUUGAUAAUGAAUGUGAAAUUUAUAAAUUUUCAUUGGUUGAAUGAACAAAAAAUUUAAUUAUACUUGAUAUAGUAAAUUUGUAUUAUUUUCUCCGGUGAAAACUUUAGAUUAGAAUUAUAUUUAUAGAAUAAUUUUAGAAUAAAGUUUAAAUAAAAAAAUUAAAAUAAUUACAUGAAAUUUUUCUAUCUGUAAUUUUUUUUUUAUCUGAUUAAUUAAUUUACAAAUAAAAAACGGAAAUUUAUAUUUGAAUUUUAUUUGAAUUUAUUUUAAAAAUUCUACAAUCUGCUUAAUAAGGAGUUGUCUUUUUUUUUUUUAUUUUUUAUUUUCGCCUCGGCGUAUUGCCUAAUUUUGCUGAAAAUAAAUACAUCAAAUUGCGUAAAAAAAUUUUUUAUUUAAUUUCAAGAUAUCCAGUCAUCUUGAGAUUUAAAAAACACAUGUUUCGACCAAUUCGCUACGUGUUUUUUUAAAAAUAAAGUAGGAUAAUGCGUAAAAUGCAUGUUUAUUUUUUUUGGUUGAUGACAUGCAUAACGACGAUAACACUUUUCUUUUCAUCACCGAAAACUUGUUUGUUAACUUGCGCAAUCAAGGAAGACCGGUAAUAUUUAUCUUGGCAUUAAUCAUGUAAGUGUAUAUAUAUUAUUUGAGACAUAAUGAUUUUUGAAAAAUUUAAAUCACGAAACAAUGACAUGUUUCUAAUGCACAGUUUCAUAUUUCACUUUCACUAUUGAUGGACUUUGUAUGACGUUAAAUGUAGACAAGUGUGUUUUAAAAACAAAAAGUAAUGUGGCUACAAGGAAAACCGAUACAUAUCGAUUUGGAAAAAAAAAAAUAGAAAAAUUGUAACAUAAAACGGUGCUAACAUGACAAUAAAUUUUCUUGUUUAAAUAAUUCAAGUACAAAUAAAUAUUAAUGAUAAAAAUAUAAUAACAAAUGGAUAUAAAAGUACAGCUUUAUUUUCAUUGUGAAAAAAAUUAUUGGCUAUAAAAUUUAAAAUGAAAACAAAAAUAUAUUUUAAAUAAAAUAGGUCAUUGCAAAAUUUUUAAAAAAAUAUAUUUAAAAUUAAUUUAAAGCUAGAUUAUAACUCGUUAUCUUUGAUUUUAUGUAUCAUAUUUUGCAAUAAUUAUUCGCAUUUUACGGUAAAAAUUUUAAUGAUUACACAUCGUUGAAAUAAUUUUUUUUUUUAAAUAAAUGAGAUAUUCGGCAUCAUUUCAUAUACAUGUAAAUUACGGAAUAGCUACUGUGUCAAUUAUAUCUCAAGCAUCAAUAAAACAUCGUAUUUAUAUAUUUAAAAUAAUUUUUUUUUUAUUAAAAAUAUAAAAUUUAAUUUAAAGCAUAAACAGUUGCAUCAUUUAAUGAAUGACCAUUGACUAAAUUAUUCAAUUUCAAGACUGUAAAAUUUAUUGAAUUAUAAUCUCCAUAUUAAAAAAAAAUAAAACCAAAACAGCUCAUUCUUUUUUUAUUUUUUGUAAUAAAAAAAAAAUAAUACAUUGUUGCAAUUAUGAUAAUUAUGUAUUUUAAUCCUAUUGUUAAAUAAAAUAAUUUAUAGUUAAUAAAAAAAAUGUAAUCAAUCAGUUUAUAAAGAUUGACGUGUAAUUAAAAUGCUGUAAAAAAAAAAAAUAAAUGAAUAUGUAUAAUUAAUAAAUAAUGAUUAUAAAUUUAUUCAUGAUUACUGAAAUUAAAUUUUGAAAUGUUAUUUGUCUCUGGACAAAUGAAAUUUGAUAUAUGAAACAUGAAACGAUAAUAUUUUCUAUGUGAUUAAAAACCGUCAUUGAUAAUUUUUAUAAAAAUAAAUAAUCAAUAAAUAAAAAGUAUAUUAAUUUUUAAAUAAUCCAUGUUUGUAAAGAUAAAAAAUUGAUUGGCUAAAUUAAUUGGAAUUUGUUCAAAUGUUUAUCAUCGAUAUCAAAUAGAAAUUCACACGGAUGGAUCACUCAAAAGACGAAUGAAUAUUAAAUAAAAAUUAUUUUAUUUUAUAACAAGAAUUUUUAAUUAAAAAAAAAAUAUAGUAUGAACAAUUAGCUAUUAAAUCAUUAGCUUAACUCAUGGACCUGAUAAUGAAGAGACAUGAAGCAAAAAAAAAAAUAAAGAUGUUAAAUUGAAUCGUGAGACAUCAUUUGCCCAGCUGUGUCUAAUUAUCUAUGAUCCUAUUUUAAAAACACAUGUUCAAAUAUGUCAACUAACUUUACAAUAUAUGAGAAAAAUUGUCGUCAAGAUUUAUUCCCUAUUGUAUUAAAAAAAACUCAAUUAUUAAAGUGCAAAAAAAAAUUAACCAAACAGUUUUUCGUCAUCAGUUUAGAAAUUAUGUCGGACAGAAUUUUAUUUUUUUUCUUUGCAAGGUCAGGCAGUAAAUAAUCAGUGUAUGAAGAAAAAAAAACUUGAUGAAAUUGGCCUUUCAGAAUUUUGCGAUUGCGAUUGAAAGCAAAAUUGAUCGAUUAAACGAUUAAAAAAAAAAAAAAUUAUAUUAUAAUACAUUGUAAAAUUAUGCUGUUUAAUGAGUAAUGACUGCGAGAUAGAUGCGAAUAAAUUGUUUUGUGUGUAUAUACGAGUAAUCAUUUGUAGAAAAUUCAAUUAUCUUGAUGAUUUUUAUACAUCAUUUUUUUACUGAUGAAACAAAUGAUUUUGUAUAUCAGUUUUUUUUUUAUUUAACAUAGAACAUGAGACUCACAAUAACGAUGUUUAAAUAUGUCGAAAUAAAAUACACAGUAGAAAAACAAUAACUUGACAUUUGCUUGAUUAAAAAAAAAAAAAUAAAUAUUAACAAAAGAAUAAAAUGUUAAAAAGAAUUAAACAUAAUUUACUAAAAGCUAUUUUUUCAUAAAUUUAUAAUAAUAUUUAAUAAUCUAAAUACGCAAUCAAAUCAUGAAGUUUAUAUUUUAUUUAUUAUAUUUAUAUUCAUUUCUUUUUCUUUUUAUAAAUUACAAUUUGCAAAUUUAUUGUCAAUUAACAAUUGUCGUACCAGGAACCGACAAAGUAAUAUAUAAAAAAAACCCUUUAAAUUGUUCAACGAAUAAGAUGAAUGAACGUCAUCCCAUAAAAUAAGAGGGGAAAAAAUGAAAUUAAAAAAAAAACGAGUCAAGAUAGAUCAAAGUUCAUUGUGCCACAAGUGCAUACGGGUGACACCCGUUGUUUUCAAUUGGACCCUUCGGCUAAGAUCGCUAUUAAAAAAGAAAUAGAAAAAAAAAUAAACGACGAGUUGUUAGAGACUCAACAAUGAUCA
Aphidius gifuensis is the source of this 5686-nucleotide messenger RNA. It is a transcript of the gene Ance-3, whose product is annotated as angiotensin-converting enzyme. Gene Ontology annotation, molecular function: metallopeptidase activity; peptidyl-dipeptidase activity. Bases 348 to 2426 code for a protein of 692 amino acids. Gene Ontology annotation, biological process: proteolysis. The transcript has 13 exons. Gene Ontology annotation, cellular component: plasma membrane. The record is from RefSeq and is a predicted model, not a curated record. NCBI's taxonomy places the organism in Eukaryota, Metazoa, Arthropoda, Insecta, Hymenoptera, Braconidae.